UCAUGUCCGAUAUUUUAAUUUUUCCACAGAAUAAAGGAAAAAUACUGGGGGCAUCUUUAAACACACCAUUUUGUGGCCUUCAAUUAGUGAAUAAAAACGAUCAAUCAAUUAAUACCCAUUUGGUAAGAUGCGCAUACAACAGGACCCACUCACAAUACUGAGCAAUCAUUACGCAGAGAGCUCUACAUCUCUUCUUUCUUUCUUUUUUCCUGCCAAUAUCUGUCGCUCGAUGGGAAGUAAGGCCUACUUAAUCAAUGACAUGUAGCACUUGCUCAUCCCUUCAUUCCAGUUUAUGCUAUGAAAUGACACAUAUAAUUAAAUUAAAUUAGUCAAUUAAUUAUGGGAAAAGGUGAGGGAACAAGAGCAUGACGAAGCAUCAUCCUUUUGGUUAUUUGGGUCACAGAAUCAAGAGGUGGUGGGGAGAAUAAAUUUAGUGAGGAGAUUACAUAUGUGGCCUAAAAAGACUAACUCUGUAUGAUAGAAAAUUACGAAGCACACAAGUGAAAGCAGCUGCAUUAUCAUUCCUAUUCGCUCUUUUUGGAAGAUUCAACAGAAGAGUACAAAUCUAGGAACGACAAAACUGCAAAUUUCAAUAUAACUGAGAGUGCAAGAGGAAGAACAGAUUCAGAAGCUCGAGGAAGAAAAUAAGGAAAGAAGAGGCCAAUGAACACUCAAUUCAGAUGGGGGAGAAGUGCAUGAAUCAGGAUGGGAAAUUCCAGUCAUUCAAACCUUGCAUGACCCAGAAAAUCUUAAUCUCAAUUAAACAUCAAAAUCCCACCUCUCUUCUACCUCAUUCCAUGGGUUCUUGCUCUAAUAACUAUAUAACCAAUUUAAUAAUCAAAAUUAACGUGAUGAAUGCUCUUGGAGUGUUGAUCGUAGUGCCAGCUUUGAAAUUGCACAUAUAAAAAGAACAAGGAAAAAAGAAGAAGAAGAAUUUCACUUUGUGCGUGUCUGACCCGGUUAAUAAUAUAUCUCGCGCCCCUGUUUUCAUAUCCCUGGAUAUUACUUGUAUAUUAAUUAACUGUCUUCUUCCUCGCGGGUAGUUAUUUGUUUUCCAUUAGAAAUUCAUUGUCUCUGUCCUCCCUUCGCCUCUCUUCCUUUCUGCGAAUUUGAACAAAGAAAAUAGCAUAUUACCAAUCAUCCUUUCCCCUCCGUAGGAAACACCCAUCAUUGCCCCCAACAAUCCUUUUCAACCUUAGAAACCUGUGCUUCUAAGAUAUUCUCUCCCUUCCAUUCUUCCAUUCUUUUUCACUUUUCUUGUUCUGCUUCCUUGUGCCCCUCUCUCUCAAUUUAAAUAUCUCCCCUCCUCGCAUCCUUUUCUCCUCCCUUCUCCUGCUCCUCCUUCGCCUACUCCUUACCCUCCUCGCUUCUCCACACUUUUCUUUCUUUUUAUUCAAACCCUUUUUCCUUCUUUUUCUUUUUUUUUUUUCCUAUUUAAUUCACAUAACUCUUAGACUUAUAAUGGAUCCCUCCUCAACCAACUCUGUUAAUGGCUUCUACUCCUUUCUCACCAGAGGACUUGACGAUCUCGAACGAGUCUACCUCUCCAAUAACUUCAUGUCAAUCCAAUUCCUUCAGAGGGUGCUCUCACUCCUGCGAUCCUUCCACACCCAGUUGACCCUUCUCGUCCAGAAGCUCCAUCUACCUGUGGGUGAUAAGUGGCUCGACGAGUACAUGGACGAAAGCUCCAAACUCUGGGAAGCCUGCCAUGUCCUCAAGUCUGGCAUUUCUGGAAUCGAAAAUUACUACUCUGCUGGCUUCAACAUCACUUCCUCCAUAGAUUCUCAUCGUCACCUAACCCCACAACUCUCUCGCCAGGUAAUUAGAGCAAUCUCAGGGUGUCGCAGAGAAGCGGUGGGACUGGAGGAAGAGAAUCGAGCUUUAAUGGAAACGAGAAUUCAACCUCUCUCUCUGCGUUUCGACGAGAGGGUGGCGAUCGAAUCGAAGCUGAACGGAUUCAAUGGGUUCAGGGGAGUCCUAUACGCAAUGAGAAAUGUGAGCUCGUUGCUGCUCAUGAUUCUGCUAUACGGCUCCGUGUACUGCUGGCCGGAAUCGUCAAAUUUCGUACUAGGAGGAUACGAAGGCUGCUUGUUCUUCGGAUCGGCGUUCAUGAUCUCGACGGCGAGAUUACAGCAGCGGGUAGCAGGGGAGAUCGGCCAGAUCGACGGGGCGCCGGGAAUUCUGUUGUACGAGUUCAGGAGAUCGAAGAUGGCGAUGGAGGAGCUAAGAGGAGAAUUAGAGAGAAGGGUAUCGCAGGGGAUGGUGGUCGAGUGGGAAACAGAGAGCGGAAUCAGAGAGAGAGUGGAGAAUUUGAGAGGGUGUUUCGGGAUUCUGAGAUCUGGAGCAGAGAACAUUAUUGGCCAGCUCGACGAUUUCUUUGAUGAGAUUGUUGAAGGCCGGAAGAAGCUUUUGGACUUUUGCAGCAAUAGGUAAACAAAUAUGAGUGCGUGGUGGAGGAAAUAACUCUUUAAACCAAAAAGAAAGAAAAAAAAGAGGGAAAUAGAAGCCACCGCAAGUAGAGAAAUCAAGUAGUUGGGGCUGGAGUUAAUGUACUCUUAAACCUAUUAGUUUGUUUUUUCUUUUUCA
Messenger RNA from Neltuma alba, 2586 nucleotides. RefSeq lists its product as uncharacterized. Bases 1462 to 2433 code for a protein of 323 amino acids. The record is from RefSeq and is a predicted model, not a curated record. Lineage: Eukaryota; Viridiplantae; Streptophyta; Magnoliopsida; Fabales; Fabaceae. The transcript has 2 exons.